AGCCGUUUGGCUCAAGCCGCGUUGUUCGCUCAAGCGUCACGUUCAUCGAUUGUGCGUGCUCGCACGGGCUAAGCGAGACAAUUUUACGAGACGUUGGGCGAGAUUAUCUUGGGCAAUGUCGGCACCAACACAGACACGAGUCAGGGCCGAUUCUCCAAAGCCAGCGCCAAAAGACGGUGGGUCGAGCAAGCAAUGUGCGAACAAGGUGCAGCAACAGGACAGCGGUGGCCGAUCGGGUAAGAGCACAAUUAUUGUUGCAGGUGUGUGCGUUGUUUCUUUUUUUGCGUACACGUAUUUUGGCAGUAGAGUCGAUGUCAAGGCUGGUCUUGAGGCAGCAGUUGAUUUCGUUGAGAAGCAGGGUGAUACUGCUAUAUGGUGGUAUAUUAUGUUCACGUUUGUUGGCGUGAUUUGUCUUGUGCCGACGACUCUCAUGGAGGUUUCAGGUGGCUUCCUUUUGGGUUCGCAAUACGGCCUCUGGUUGUAUCCGAUCACUGGUGCUACGAAGCUUUGUGCCAAUGUUGUUGCUGUUCUGAUCGCCCGCCACCUUAUCAAGGAUAUGGUUAUGGAGAAGGUUGUGAAGAGAAGUGAGUUUCUGACAAUGGUGGCCGCCGCAGCGAAAGACGAGCCUUGGAAAAUGGCGUUCCUGGUACGGGGGUCCAUGGUGCCGCUGUUUGUGAAGAACUACGGGCUCGGCGUCACAGACAUAGGCUACAUUCCAAAUGCGUGUUGCUCAAUGAUCUUCACUAACUUCUACGCCGCCCAAAACCUGUAUAUGGGGAGUACGAUGAAGAACUUGAAGGACGUGUUCGCCCCCAAGAAGGCGGCGGAGGGGCCGAUGGACCCAGCAGCGUACGCCAAGAAAUGUUUGCCUAUCGUCUUUAAUGUGUUGUUGGUUUUUUUUCUCGUGAAGUCCCUGAAGGCCCAAUUUAAGAAGCAACGCUCUGAGAUUGAAGAAACAUUGAAGAAACGUAACGACACGAAGUCUGCAGCGGGAAAGGCCGACUAGACACUUACUAGGCAGUAUCUUCUCUUGUCGUGAGGCAUUCUGCCAGAUCGCGUUGCGACUGCACAGGCUUACGCCACACCCGUCGACCCCGCGAUGCCGCCCUUCCUUGGCUCCACUGACUACAGAGCAGUGUGAGCUUUACAGUCUUUGUCUGUGGGUGGCCUCGUGCGCCGCUUCCUCAGGCCGUUGCAGUGGCCUCUGUGGUCGUUGUGUUGUACCUUCUUGGAUGUCGUUCACCCUUGGUUGCGCACUCCCCUUCCUCA
Prorocentrum cordatum is the source of this 1269-nucleotide messenger RNA. NCBI's taxonomy places the organism in Eukaryota, Dinophyceae, Prorocentrales, Prorocentraceae. The record is from the annotation of a GenBank genome assembly.